UUCUCUGUGUCUCCCAGGCAACAUUCCACCAUCCUCACCCUCCCUGGUUAAUGAUCAAUCAGAUUAAUGUCUCUUUGCUUGUUCUGAUUGGCAUUCGCUGCAUCAGGCCAGAUAAAACAGGUGACACCACUGAUUCUAGUCAUGGGGCUGAUGUCUUCGCCUGUUCCUACCCCUUGGCUCUCACACCUGGGACUGAAAGACAGAGAGACAGACAGGCAGACAGAGAAAGAGAGAGAGAAGGACUAACACAUAGAGGCCUCUCUCACUAUCUCACCCCUUCACAGGACAAAUGUUCUAAAUUAUUUUCUAUUUAGCCUUUUGUUAUUUAUUCAAGUGAUCUAAUUGAGAUUAAAACUCUCUUUUCAAAGGGGAGACCUGCCAUAGUACGACGGCAACUAAACCGACACUCCGUCCUAUUGUACCUGGGCUUCCAGGCUCUUUCUUAGCUGUGAGGUGCUGUGGAAUAGCAGCAUGGGCAGACCCACUAUGAGCCGUGCCACUGCCAUGCUCACACUCCUGGCUUGUCUGGUAAGUCCUUCUGUUUCUCCCUGAUGGCUGUUAUCCAGUGGUGAUGAUGGAACCCCCUGGAACUGGGUCCCAGGAGGCAUUUUGUUGUUGAUGGCAAUUCCAUUUCCACCACUGGUGUUACAGGGUGUGGUAGUUAAACAACUUGCAAGUGUCUACGUUGCCAUUCAACACUAACAGAAUCACAAUAACUAAGAAUCCAGUACUUGAAUUAGACUACAUUUCUUUGAACAUAAUAAUAGACUUAAAGGAAAGUGUAAUUGUAAUAUCUACUGGGAUGUGUUUAUUUGAAUGAAUGUUUUGUUGUAUUUACAUAUUAUACAAUUCAUUAUAAAAUAGAGGGACUGUAGUUUUAUACUUUUUCACCAAGGGGCGACCGUCAAGUUUAUCUUCUGGUCAUGGUCCAUGAACGCUUCCUCUAUUUUUAUGAUUAUUUUCAAGUGUUGUCUAAUGUGUUGUUUUAGGAUAUCUACAACAGAGAUGCCUGGCACUUGACUGUAUUGAUGCAAAUGAAUGGACUAAUUGAGGGAGUGAAGAUAUUCUUUCACUACCAAUUUAUUGUCAUUUUACUAAACAAGGCAAAAAUAUAAUCCAAAUGUUUAAGCUAACUUGUCAGUGAUUUAGCCAUGUUGAAUGCAGAAACAGUCAGGUACUUAGAAACAGUAAGCUGAUCUGCCAUUUUGUUUCCUUAUGUUGAAAACUGUCACUAAUCUCUCUAUUCCUGUACAUACUAACACUAUCUGUGCUGGUGAUUAAGCCUUGAACAGAGUAAUUAACUAUCUCCACCCUUUUAUUGUCAUUAUGACCAAACAGCAAAAAGCAAUGUAAAAAACAACCUGACAUGGCCGAUUAUAUUGUAUCCAUAUAAUCUCAUUGAUAAGACGUUUCAGGAAGGCGAAUACAGAAUAUUUGUAGGCCGGAACUGUUUAUCAGUUGAAAAAUAGAUAGUGUAACGUAGAAGAGUAUCCCAACCAGAAGGAUAAAAAAGUGAAAAUGUGUAUUAUGGUUACACAACCAAUAUCUCCCCUCAGCCUUACUAACUCUGUCCAUUCACUAACUCAGUCUGUCUACAGAUAUAGGAUCUUAAUUUGAGCCAGUUUGCUCCAGCAGGAAAUAAUCCUGUUGCAACAGGAAAUGUGAAUUAAUGGAAAUUUUUGUAGUGAUUGAUACAUUUUUUGUUAGGGUAAAUCAAGUCAAAGUGGUAAUGACAAGUGUGCAUUUCCUGCUGUGCAGGACAAUUCUCAGCAACAAAAUAGUGAUCAAAUUAAGAUCCUACAACUGUAUGUCUCCCCCAGGUUGUCUCAGAGGCCCGUCAUGAGCCAGGAUACUGUGCCUUCUACGAUGAGUGUGGUAAAAACCCAACAGUGGAGGGAUCCCUCAUACCCCCCAUAAUCCCCUGCCUCAACUACAGCCGUGCUCGAACCCUCGAGGGGGAGCACUACCGACAACUCAAAAAGGUCAGUGGUUCUAGCCCAGUAACUCUCUGGGUGAUUCUGAGAGAGAGAGAGAGAGAGAGAGAGAGAGAGGAGAGAGAGAGAGAGAGAGAGAGAGAGAGAGAGGAGAGAGAGAGAGAAGAGGAGAGAGAGAGAGAGAAGAAGCGAGAGAGAGAGAGAGAGAGAGCGAGAGAGGGAGGAGGGAGAGGAGAGAGAGAGAGAGAGAGAGAGAGAGAGAGAUAGAGAGAGAGAGAGAUAACCUUACCUUUCAGGUAAAUGACCAUACAGUUUUUUUAUUUUAGGUGUGCCCCAUGCUGGACCAUGGAGAGGGCAGCACCACCGCCUGCUGCUCUAUAAAGCAGCUCAAGUCCCUGGAGACGAGCCUGAUGCUGUCCAAGGCAGUGCUCAUCCGCUGCCCCUCCUGUGCUGACAACUUUGCCCACCUCCACUGCAUCAACACCUGCAGCCCUGACCAGUCCACAACCGUUAACGUGACACGCACCAUUGACGUGAACGUCACCAGCUUGGGGAUAGUCAAAGAGGCUGUGGUGGGUUACCAGGCCUACUUGUCCACCUCGUUUGCCGACAAAUCCUUUGAUUCCUGCAAGAACGUGAGGAUUCCCGCCACGGGGGGGUAUGCCAUCGCUACCAUGUGUGGACGAUACGGCUCAGCACUGUGUACGGCUCAGCGCUGGUACGACUUCCAGGGAGACUCCAGUAAUGGCCUGGCCCCACUGGACAUCGACUUCAGGCUGAUUCCAGAAGGGGUCACCGAGGGGAUACCCGACGGGGUAGUGCCUUACGCUGGAAGGGCGCUGGGGUGUAACGAGAUGACCCCAACAGGGGCAGAGGUUUGCUCCUGCCAGGACUGCCAGGCCUCGUGCCCGGUCAUGCCCUCUCCCCAACCCCCCGCAGGACCCUUCACCAUCGGGGGGAUGGACGGCUACCUGGUGCUGUGUGUGAUCGUCCUCUGUGUUCUCAUUCUAGCUUUCCUGCUUUUUGUGCUCUCCACCUACCUCCUGAGGAAGGAGGAGGGCAAGGACUCUGAGAAAGGGAAAGGAAAGGGGAAAGGGAUGGAUAAGAAUGGGAACAACGUGACUGAGAGGCUGAUUGAACCGUGGGAGGUGACGUGUACAGACAAGAACAGCCUGGCUACUCAAGAGUUCCUGGGCUCUGCGUUCCAGGCAUGGGGCACCCUCAUCGCCUCACACCCCCUCAAGGUGCUGCUAGCGUCGGCUGUGGUCAUAGCGGCCUUCGCCACGGGACUCAUGCACAUCGAACUGACCACCGACCCGGUCCAGUUGUGGUCCGCCCCAAACAGCCGCGCCCGUAUGGAGAAGGACUUCCACGACAAGUACUUCGACCCAUUCUUUAGAACCAACCAGCUGAUCCUGACAGCGCCGGGCCGACCUGGUCACUUCUACGACUCGUUGCUGUUCGGAAAGCAGAACUUCAGUGGAAUCAUUGCCAAAGAUCUGAUCCUGGAACUUCUGGAGCUGCAGAAAAAGAUUCAGGUAGGGUAGUCAGUGGCACUAUAAUUGGUAUUCCCGAAAUAUCAUGAAAAUUGUGUUAGUAGUAGUUCUACCAAUUAACAUGCAUAGAGAACAUGUGAUUAUUGACAUAUUGCAUUUAUUUGCAACGAUUGUGAAAAUCAGAAAUCACUAAAGUAUUGCAAUACUAAACUCCAUUAUUGUUCCAACACUAUCUGCAGAACAUUGAGUUCUGGUCGAAUGAUCUGAACCGUACGGCAAGUCUGAAGGAUGUGUGCUUCGCGCCUCUCAACCCCUCCAACCCCUCCCUGACCGACUGUGCUGUCAACAGCCUGCCCCAGUACUUUCAGAACAGUGUGGACAACCUCAACGCUAAAGUCAACAUGACGGAGCUGGGAGUGACCAAGGAGGUGGACUGGAGAGACCACUUUAUCUACUGCGUCAAGUAAGUCUGAUUUGUGAUGUCCCUCCCUUUCUAUCAGUGAAAACACAAUCAGAUUCUAGAGCUGUUUUUAAAUAUUCAUUAUCAUUGUUCAAAUAUGUUUUAUCAUUGACAGUAAGGCAGUUAAAUUAAACAUGAUCUUGUAUACUCCAUUCCAUGCAGCUCUCCCCUGUCGUUCAAAGACAUCACUGACCUGCAGUUGAGCUGCAUGGCUGAUUAUGGAGCACCAGUCUUCCCCUUCCUCGCAGUGGGAGGAUAUGAGAGUAAGUCUUCAUGUCGUUUUCUUUUGUAAUAAUACUUUAGUAAUCCAUAGAUGGCAUUCUUUUUUUUGCUCUGCUACCAAUCCCCCAGAACAGACACAAACACUAAUCUAAUAGCUUGAUGACACUUCAUAGAAUAGAUGAUUAGUGGUUGUCUGUAGCUCAGUUGGUAGAGCAUAGCGCAGCUUUGGCGCUUGCAACGCCAGUAUAGUGGGUUCAAUUCUCAGGACCAACCAUAUAUAAAAUGUAUGCACGCAUGAGUCGCUUUGGAUAAAAUCAUCUGCUAAAUGGCAUUUAUUAUUAUAUAUUAGAUGAAUCCUGUGUAUUAACCCAGCUUUCGUUAUCUCCCUCUCUCAGAUGAGGGCUACACUACAGCAGAAGCGCUCAUCCUGACAUUCUCCCUCAAUAACUACCCACGAGACAACGUUAAGUUCAAGGUGGCCCUGGAGUGGGAGCAGAGGUUCCUGGACAUUGUCCAAGAGUACCAGAAGAGUCCAGGCAACCCAUUCACCUUUGCAUACAUGGCUGAGGUACGUACGUACGCACACAGACAGGGAUAGCUCCCAUACAGACAGUCUACUUCUUACCUGCUAUUUACCUGGAAGACAUUACGGUACAUGGUCAUAAUAUUGUAAUACAUUGCUUUAUUAGUCUAUAACUACCUCUCUCUCUCCCCUCUCUCUCUCUUCUUUAUAUCCUUCUCUGUCACUGCUCUUCUCUCUCCCAUCUCUCACUCCUUCUAUGAACCCCUCUAUUUCUCUCUCUGUAGAGGUCUCUGGAGGAUGAGAUCAACAGGACGACAGCGGAGGACAUCCCCAUCUUCAUGAUCAGCUAUGCUGUCAUCUUUGUGUACAUCGCUGUGGCUCUGGGGGAGUACACCUCCUUCAGUCGAAUACUGGUGAGACCACUCACUGAAAUACAAUGUGGCAAUGCCAAUUUGAAUUUCAACUGCUGCCAUUUUAGCACUUUAGCUACACACACACACACACACACAGAAAACACUUGGCCCUAAGCAGAAAGUAAAAUCAAUAAGAUAGUGCUUAUCCUUAGUAUUAUACAAGGAAAGAAAUUAGGAAACGACUGUAUAGAAACAGCAUGUCUAGAUGCAGACAGUCAUAUUCUCUAAAAUGGAUGAUUUAGCCUUUUGGAGGGCUAGAUGGAACAAAAAUGGAAUGUUCCGUAAUGUUAAAAACUGUAAUGCUAGUUUGUAAAAUAGAUGAAACACUGUACUGUAUAUGACUAGGGUGGACUAGAAGGUAUUCCUAUGCCAUACAGGAAACUGUAGUAAACAGGAACUGCCCCUGACCUCUGUGGUGUCCCUACAGGUGGACUCGAAGUUCCUAGUGGGUCUGGGUGGUAUCCUGGUGGUGGGCUGCUCUGUCCUGGCCUCCAUGGGUUUCUACGCCUGGAUCGGUAUCCCCUCUUCUCUGGUCGUCCUCCAGGUGGUUCCCUUCCUGGUGCUGGCCGUAGGAGCUGACAACAUCUUUAUCUUCGUCCUGGAGUACCAGGUGUGUGUGUUUAAACCUGGUUAUCACUCUGCUGGGCAUGGCCCACGGUAUCAUAUUCCUACCUGUACUGCUCAGCUACUUUGGUGAGUGUGUGUGUGUGUGGCUGCUAGACUAUUGAACAGUAGCCUGAUACCUGACUGUAUUCCUCAACGAUCAUUAGUUCAAUCGGUUCACUCAUAAUGUUCUUCAUUAGGUGGUAGUAUUCUCUCUCUCUAGUAACAGUAAAACUCUCUCCCUCAGAGGGACGCACGGAGGCCAGACGAGAAGAAGGAGGAGCAGAUCGGACGUGUCCUUGGAAAUGUAGCUCCCAGCAUGCUCUUGUGCUCUCUCUCCGAGUCUGUCUGCUUCUUCCUGGGUGAGCUCCCAUUGGUGCAUUUGACAUUUUAGUCAUGUAGCAGACACUCUUAUCCAGAGCGACUUACAGUUAGUGAGUGCAUACAUUUUCAUACUGGCCCCCUGUGGGAAACGAACCCACAACCCUGGCGUUGCAAGCGCCAUGUUCUACCAACUGAGCUACAGGGGAAUUUAUUACAGUAAAGACUAAAAACAGCCGAAUUCAUUCAUUAAUGCAAUUUCUGAAAUGGAACUAAUUAUUUAAGGCUGGCUUUAUUUUUAAACUAAAAUGCUUGAUUGCAAUUCAAAGUCAUGAAUGACUUGUAUGCUGACAUGAACAAAUGAACGAUACAGUAGCCUAUAGAAGUAUUUAAAUGUAGGCCUAAGUAAGUUGAUGGUAUUAAGAACCCAAGUAAGGUUACGGAUUUAAGACUAAAACAUGGAUGUGUCUUAGGCCCUACAGCUCGAUGGGUGUUAUACAGGCUGCUAUACUAGCCUACUAAUGAUAUGACCAUUUUACUUAUUAUUAAACAAGCAUUAUUAUUAUAAAUAUUAUUUCUCUGACAAUUUGGAACAGUGUAAAUACUAAAUCAAUUAUUAAUAAUACAAGAGAGGCUGUUCUAACAGAAAAAAAAGAAAGUGUAAAGCCUUUCUCUAGAACAUAGAAACAGAACACACAGAAAAUACACCGGUAUUUCUUGUCAGAGAGAUGUUACUUUUCUUAUUGACUCCUCUGAACCUGCAGUAAUUAAUCAGGUGUGCAAAUAAGUAGUCUCGUCCACCAGCCAAAUCUCUCUGUCAAACCUAUGUGCUAGCAAGGAGCCUGGGUACAAGGUUAGCAACAGUGCAUUCUAUCACAAGUCACUGUCAAUGGCAAUGACAAUAGUGGUCUAUAGAUCCCAGGCUGUAGCCUACAUUCCAUCCAUUUACUCAAUUCAAUACACAUGGCGUCUGUGAAGGGGGCUUACAUACUGUAUGUUAAUGUUAGUGUGUAGCGGUAGGACGGAGUCAGGCGCAGGACACAGAGCUAGUAGACAACGUACUUUACUCGUAAAUAUAUAUGAACAAAAACUCCACGCAGGGAGGACAAUCCCGCUCACCAGUCGAUAAUACCAAACAUAGAACAAACACGCACACAACGCAGUGGGAGCCAGAGGGUUAAAUAGGGAACAAAUCAUAGACAUAAUGGGAACCAGGUGUGUACAAUGAAGACAAAACAAGUAGAACACAGAAACAUAGAUUGGUAGCAGCUAGUACUCCGGUGACGACGAAUGCCGAAGCCUGCCCGAGCAAAGAGGAGGGGCAGCCUCGGCUGAAUCCGUGACAGCACCCCCCCCCCUUAACGCGCGGCCCCAGCCGUGCGCUGACACCGGCCUCGGGGACGGCCAGGAGGACGCGGCGCAGGGCGAGUCAGAUGACUCCAGUGGAAAUCCCUCAACAUGGAGGGAUCGAGGAUGUCCCUCCUAGGGACCCAACACCGUUCCUCCAGGCCGUACCCCUCCCACUCCACGAGAUACUGCAGGCCCCCCACCCGACGCCUCGGAUCCAGGAUGGAAUGGACAGAGUAUGCCGGUGCCCCCUCGAUGUCCAGUGGGGGCGGAGGAACCUCCCGUACCUCAGACUCCUGGAGUGGACCAGCUACUUCCGGCCUGAGGAGAGACACAUGGAACGAGGGGUUAAUACGAUAAUCAGGAGGAAGCUGUAACCUAUAACAAACCUCGUUCAAUCUCCUCAGGACUUUAAACCAUUCAUCCACCGCAGGUGCCUCGAUCUGGCUCUGAUGCCAUGGUGCCAGGACCGGCUGAUAACCUAAUACACACUGAAAUGGAGACAGGUCAGUAGAGGAGUGGCGGAGAGAGUUUUGGGCCAUCUCUGCCCAGGGGAUGAAAACGGACCACUCCCCCGGCCGGUCCUGGCAAUAGGACCGCAGAAACCUACCCACAUCCUGCUUUACUCUCUCCACCUGCCCAUUACUCUCGGGGUGAAACCCUGAGGUCAGGCUGACCGAGAUCCCCAGACAUUCCAUGAACGCCCUCCAGACCCUUGAGGUGAACUGGGAACUCCGAUCAGACACUAUAUCCUCAGGUACCCCGUAGUGCCGGAAGACGUGUGUAAAUAGGGCCUCCGCAGUCUGUAGGGCCGUAGGGAGACCGGGCACAGGAAUGAGACGGCAGGACUUAGAAAACCGAUCCACAACGACUAGGAUCGUGGUGUUCCCUUGUGAUGAGGGAAGGUCCGUAACGAAAUACACCGAUAGGUGGGACCACGGCUGUUGUGGAACGGGUAGGGGUUGUAAUUUCCCUCUGGGCAGGUGUCUAGGUGCCUUACACUGGGCGCACACCGAGCAGGAGGAAACAUAAACCCUCACGUCCAUAGCUUAAGUGGGCCACCUGUACUUCCCACUAAGACAGUGCACUGUCCGACCGAUCCCAGGAUGACCAGAGGAGGGUGACGUGUGAGCCCAAUAGAUCAAUCGAUCGCGGACAUCUAACGAAACGUACAUACGACCCUCUGGACACUGGGGGGGAGUGGGCUCCGUACGUAACGCCCACUCGAUGUCCUUGUCAACCUCCCACACCACCAGUGCCACCAGACACGAAGCCGGAAGUAUGGGAGUGGGCUCCAUGGACCUCUCCUCUGUGUCAUACAGCCGGGACAGAGCGUCUGCCUUAGCGUUCUGGGAACCUGGUCUGUAAGAAAGGGUGACAUGGCCCACCUUGCCUGGCGAGGGUUCAGUCUCCACGCCGCCCGAAUGUACUCCAGAUUGCAGUGGUCAGUCAAAAUGAGGAAAGGGUGUUUAGCCCCCUCAAGCCAAUGCCUCCACGCUUUCAGAGCCUUAACAACAGCUAACAGCUCCUGGUCCCCCACAUCAUAGUUGCGCUCCGCCGGGCUGAGCUUCUUCGAAAAGAAAGCACAGGAGCGGAGCUUUGGUGGCGUACCCGAGCACUGAGACAGUACAGCUCCUAUCCCAGCCUCGGACGCGUCCACCUCUACUGUGAGGAGGGAUCCGGAUGAGCCAGCACAGGAGCCGAGGUAAACAGGUCCUUCAGGUGACCAAAAGCCCUGUCCACCUCAGCUGACCACUGCAGUCAAACCGGUCCCCCCUUCAGCAAGGAGGUAAUGUGAGCUGCUACCUGACCAAAGCCCCGGAUAAACCUCCGGUAGUAGUUGGCAAACCCUAAGAAUUGCUGCACCUCCUUAACCGUGGUUGGAGUCGGCCAAUUACGCAUCUCCACCCCUGACGCAGACAGGUGGUGCCCUAGGAAGGAGACAGACUUUUGAAAGAACAGACAUUUCUCCGCCUUGACGUACAGGUCAUGCUCCAACAGUCGACCAAGCACCUUGCGCACCAGGGAUACAUUCUCGGCUCGUGUAGCGGAGUAUAUGAGAAUGUCAUCUAUAUACACCCUGUCCGUGCAGGUCCCUAAAAAUCUAAUCAACAAAGGAUUGGAAGACUGAUGGAGCAUUCAUCAACCCGUACGGCAUGACAAGGUACUCAUAGUGCCCAGAUGUGGUACUAAAUGCCAUCUUCCACUCAUCCCCCUCCCGGAUACGCACCAGGUUGUACGCGCUCCUGAGAUCCAAUUUGGUGAAGAAGCGCGCCCCGUGCAAUGACUCCGUCACACUAGCAACGAGAGGCAGUGGGUAACUGUACUUCACAGUGAUCUGAUUGAGACCACGGUAGUCAAUGCACGGGCAUAAACCUCCAUCCUUCUUCUUCACAAAAAAUUAACUUGAGGAGGCAGGUGAAGUGGAAGGCCGAAUGUAUCCCUGUCCCAGAGAUUCGGAGACAUAUGUUUCCAUAGCAGCCGUCUCUUCCUGUGACAGAGGAUACACGUGACUCCGGGGAAGUGCCUACCUGGAGGUUUAUCGCACAAUCCCCCUGUUGAUGGGGUGGUAAUUGAGUCGCCUUCUUUUUACAGAAGGCGAGAGCCAAAUCGGCAUAUUCGGGGGGAAUGUGCAUAGGAGACCUGGUUUGGACUUUCCACCGUAGUUGCACCUAUGGAAACACCUACACACCACCCCGAGCACUGACGUGACCAUCCCUUGAGAGCCCUCUGUUGCCAUGAAAUCGUGGGGUCAUGAGAGGUCAACCAGGGAAGCCCUAACACCGCUGGAAACGCAGGAGAAUCGAUCAGAAAGAGACUAAUUCUCUCCUCAUGACCCUCCUGCGUUUUCAUCCAGAGUGGAGCUGUGACCUCCCUAAUCAGGCCUGACCCUAAAGGGUGACUAUCUAAGGCAUGAACAGGGAAGGGCACAUCAACAGGAACAAUAGGAAUCCCUAAUCUACGGGAAAACAUACGAUCAAUAAAGUUCCCAGCUGCGCCUGAAUCGACGAGCGCCUUAUGCUGGGAAUGCGGGGAAAACUCAGGAAAUUCAAUGUCAAUACACAUGUGCGCAACAGGGAGCUCUGGGUGAGUCAGGUGCCUACUCACCUGGGACGGUCCACCAGUGCUCUGCCUGCUGCCUCGACUCCCUGAGGACCCUCCCCAGCACCGACCAGCAGUGUGUCCUCUGCGGCCACAGUUGGUGCAGGGGACAACCCUCUACCGGUCUCCCUAAGAGCAGUACCUCCAAGCUCCUUCGGUGUAGGGUUGGAGGUGCUGGGGGAUGGAAUGGACGGAUCCCGAUCCGAAUGUCCGCGGAUGGCCAACAGGUUAUCCAGCCUUAUCGACAAAUCCACCAGCUGGUCCAGGUUAAGGGUGGUGUCCCUGCAGGCCAGCUCCCGACAAACGUCCUCCCAUAGGCUGCAUCGGUAGUGGUCAAUCAGGGCCCUCUCAUUCCAUCCCGCUCUGGCUGCCAGGGUCCUGAAGUCCAGUGCGAAGUCCUGAGCGCUACUCUUCCCCUGUCUGAGGUGGAACAGACGUUCCCCCGCCGCUCUCCCCUCUGGAGGAUGAUCGAAUACCGCCCGGAAGCGGCGGGUGAAAUCUUCAUAGCGCACCGAUGGCCCACUUGAGCACUCUCCCCGACAGACAGGAGAUGAGGGCGGACACGCUCUCGUAUCCCGAGGGAGCCGGGUGGAUGGUCGCCAGGUAGAGCUCUACCUGGAGCAGAAAACCCUGGCACCCGGCAGCUGUACCAGCAUAUGCCCUCGGAGCGAGAGCCGAAUCCCACUGGACCCAGGUGAUGAAGGGGUGGACAGUGGUGUUGGUUGCUGUGUAGUUGAAGGAGGUGUAGGAAAACCCCCUCUCUCCCAUCGCUCCAUGGUGUUCAACACGCGCUCCAUUGCUGUGCCGAGACAUGGUCCCCUGCUGUUGGACGCGUUCCUCCACUGAUCCGGAAGGAAUUAAUGUACCUGCUGACUCCAUUUGAGGUGCGUGUUUCUGUCAGGCGUCAGUGUGUAGUGGUAGGACGGAGUCAGGCGCAGGACACAGAGCUAGUAGACAAUGUACUUUACUCGUAAAUAUAAAUGAACAGAAACUCCACGCAGGGAGGACAAUCCCGCUCACCAGUCGAUAAUACCAAACAUAGAACAAACACGCACACAACGCAGUGGGAGCCAGAGGGUUAAAUAGGGAACAAAUCAUAGACAUAAUGGGAACCAGGUGUGUACAAUGAAGACAAAACAAGUAGAACACAGAAACAUAGAUCAGUAGCAGCUAGUACUCCGGUGACGACGAACGCCGAAGCCUGCCCGAGCAAGGAGGAGGGGCAGCCUCGGCUGAAUCCGUGACAGUUAAUGACUAACUCCUCCUGUUCCUCACCUCUGUCUCCCAGGCGCUCUGAGCACCAUGCCUGCUGUCAAGUCCUUUGCUCUGUACGCUGCCCUGGCUGUACUCAUGGACUUUGUGCUGCAGAUGACGGCCUUCGUGGCAUUGCUGUCCCUGGACGCCAGACGGCAGGAUGGGAACCGCUGCGAGCUAGCCUGCUGCGUCACCGUCAAGACCCCGGCCCCGUCCAAACCCAACGAGGGUUUCCUUCUGCCCGUCAUGAGGAAAUACUAUGCCCCCGUCCUCCUCCACCCCGUCACCAGGGUCAUAGUGGUAAACAAACUAUUGCCUUUUUACUUUUAUACAUUGAUGUUCCCUCUAGUUAGCUCAGUUGGCUGGUUGUGGUUAUGGUUGUGGUUGAAGUCCUCCUCCUCUCUCCCUCUGCCAGAUGGUUGUGUUCAUCUUUAUGUUCAUCUCCUCCAUCUACCUGAUGUUCUAUGUGACAGUAGGCCUGGAUCAGGAGCUGGCUAUGCCCCAGGUGAGUGACACCUGGACUACUGCUUGAAUGCAUCUCCCAUGACACUUUAUUCAUUCAUUCGUUCGUUCAUUCAUGAAUAACAACAUACAGUAUGAACAACAUAAAGAAACACCAUAAAUAACAGUACAUUUGUGUCCUUGUACUGACCACUUGACACCUUCUCCUCUCAUCCUCUGUCUCAGGGUUCCUACAUGUUGGAGUAUUUCAAGUACCUGUAUGCAUACUUUGAGGUGGGCGUCCCAACCUAUUUUGUCACGACAAAGGGCUUUGACUUCACCAAGAUAAUGGGUAUGAAUGCAACCUGCUCCAGUGUGGGCUGUGACCCCUUCUCUCUCACUCAGAAGAUCCAGUACGCCACUGAAUACCCCGACCUGUGAGUAGUCAUUUGAAUUUGGAUUGAAUGUAGGAUAAUAAUAAUAAUAAUAACAAUUACAUUUAUAAAGCUAGUUAUUUUCACCUGGUCUCAAAGCACUUUAUAUUGGGCGGGGGUAAAUUGGCUUGUAUACACUGAGUGUUCAAAACAUUAAGAACACAUGCUCUUUCCAUGACAUAGACUGACCGGCUGAAUCCAGGUGAAAGCUACAAUCCCUUAUUGAUGUCACUUGUUAAAUCCACUUCAAUCAGUGUAGAUGAAGGGGAGGAGACAGGUAAAAAAUUAUUUUUAAGCCUUGAGACAAUUGAGACAUGGAUUGUGUAUGUGUGCCAUUCAGAGGGUGAAUGGGCAAGACAAAAUAUUGAAGUGCCUUUGAAUGGGGCAUGGUAGUAGGUGCCAGGCGCACCGGUUUGUGUCAAGAACUGCAAUGCUGCUGGAUUUUUACGCUCAACCGUUUCCCGUAUGUAUCAAGAAUGGUUCACCACCCACACUCUUAGAAUAAAAAGUACUAUCUAAAACCUAAAAGGGUUCUUCUGCUGUCUCCAUAGGAAAACCCUUUGAAGAACCCUUUUUGGUUCUAGGUAGAACCCUAUUGGGUUCAAUUUAGAACAUUUUCCCCAGAGGGUUCUACAUGGAACCCAAAAAACUUCUACCUGGAACCAAAAAGGGUUGUCCUAUGGGGACAGCUGAAGAACCCUUUUGGAACUCUUUUUUUCUAAGAGUGCAAAGGACAUCCAGCCAACUUGACACAACUGUGGGAAGCCUUGAAGUCAACAUGGGCUAGCAUCCCUAUGGAACGCUUUCGACACCUUGUAGAGUCCAUGCCCCGACGAAUUGAGGCUGUUCUGAGGGCAAAAGGGGGGGUGCAACUUAAGAUUAGGGAGGUGUUCUUAAUGUUUUGUACACUCAGUGUAUAUUCAAACACUACUUCCUUCUAACGGUGUUGUUGUUCUGUUUCCAGUCUGUCUCUCUGACUCCUUCCUCACCCUUUUCCCCACUACACCCAACCUUGAACUUACUGAUAUCCACACAGCAACCUGACACACAGCCAAUCACAACACUUAAUGAUCAACCCAGUUAUAUAAAACACAUCCAAGAAUAGAUCAGGGACUAGAUGACCAUAUUCGAGAGGAUAAAAAGGCCGAUAUCAUAAAAUCUGAUGAGCAAACUAUUUAUUCUUAGUCUGGGGUUAGGAUUAAUGUUAAUGUUAGGGGUAAGGGUUAAGGUUAGGGUUAGUGGUUAAAAUAGCAUUUGUGGUCAGGAAGCACCAUACUUCUGUCCUCUCUAGCGUGGAGAUAAGGUCUCAGGGCUGCUGGUAUCACCACCUCAUUAAUGCACCUUUACUUUCGAUCUGCCAUAUCAGCAGCUGAUAUUGUAAAUGUAAAAUGUAAUAUUCCAAGGCCAAAGCUUGGCUGACUCUAGGGGUUUUGUGUGAACGUGAAUAAAAGUGAAAUAAAAGAAGGGGGAAGUUUGUAACGAUGUCAGAAUGAUGGGUACUUUCUGAUACAAAAUGGUGCUUGUUUUAAUGAGUCUCAACUCAUUGAUAUGAUUAACAGAUCUUACAUGGCUAUCCCAGCAAACUCGUGGAUGGACGACUUCAUUGACUGGCUAAACCCUGGAUCCAAGUGUUGCCGGCUCUAUACAGCCGGUCCUAACAGAGGGAAAUUCUGUCCUGCGAGCGAACGUGAGUACCAAGUACCUCAGACAACCAGACAACCUGAAAUAAAAACAAACAACGUUAUCCUCUUUGUUCGUUAUGCAUUAACAAAACAUAAAGAAACAUUGUGUAGUUUCUAACCUGAUGUAUAAUGUGUUGUGUGCGUAGCGACCUUAAUGUGUCUACAGAAGUGUAUGAAAAUUCCCGAAAACGGAGUAUUGAGGCCCAGCAUGGAGCAAUUCAACCGCUUCCUACCAGACUUCCUAGGCAAUAAGCCCGACCUGCAGUGCCCUAAGGGGUGAGCGUCACACACACACACACACACGUUCGUACACAUGCACGCACACACAUGCGUGUGUGUAAUGGUCUGUUUCUCUUCCUAACAGAGGUCUAGGAGCCUAUGACAAGGCUGUGAUCAGAGAUGAGAGUGGAGAAAUUAUAGGUGAGGAAUACUGGAUAUUAUCUUUAAAAAACAAACAAAAACGAAAUCAUGUUUUAACCUACAGUGUAUUUGGAAAGUAUUCAGACCGCCUCCCUUUUUCCACAUGUUGUUACAUUACAGCCUUAUUCUAAAAUUAUUUAAUUAUGAUUUUUCCUCAUCAAUCUACACACAAUGACCCAUAAUGACAAAGUGAAAAUAGCUUUUUUAUAAAUUUUUGGAUUCAAAUUGAUUAAAUUGAGAUUGUCACUGGCCUACACACAGAAUGUCAGUGGAGUUAUGUUUUUCUAAAUGUUUACAAAUUAAUUAAAUGAAAAGCUGAAAUGUCUUGUCAAGUAAUCAACCCCUUUGUUUUGGCAAGCCAAAAUAAGUUCAGGAAUACAAAUGUGCUUAACAUGUCACAUAAUACUUUGUGUGGACUCACGCUGUGUGCAAUAAUAGUGUUUAACAUGAUUUUUGAAUGACUACCUCAUCUCUGUACCCCACACAUACGGUGCAUUCGGAAAGUAUUCAGACCCCUUAACCUUUUCUACAUUUUGGUACGUUACAGCCUUAUUCGAAAAUUCAAUUAAUCUACACACAAUACCCCAUAAUGACGAAGCGAAAACAGUUUUCUUUUUUUAACAGAUACCUUAUUUACAUAAGUAUUCAGACCCUUUGCUAUGAGACUCGAAUUUGAGCUCAGGUGCAUCCUUUUUCCAUUGAUCAUCUGUGGUAAAUUCACUUGAUUGGACAUGAUUUGGAAAGGCACACACCUGUCUAUAUAGGUCCCACAGUUGACAGUGCAUGUCAGAGCAAAAACCAAGCCAUGAGGUGGAAGGAAUUGUUCGUAGAGCUCCGAGACAGGAUUGUGUCAAGGCACAGAGUUGGGGAAGGGAACCAAAAACUUUCUGCAGCAUUGAAGGUCCCCAAGAACACAGGGGCCUCCAUCAUUCUUAAAUGGAAGAAGUUUGGAACCACCAAGACUCUUCCUAGAGCUGGCCGCCCGGCCAAACUGAGCAAUCGGGGGAGAAGGGCCUUGGUCAGGGAGGUGACCAAAAACCCGACGGUCACUCUGACAGAGCUCCAGAGUUCCUCUGUGGAGAUGGGAGAACCUUCCAAAAGGAUAACCAUCUCGGCAACACUCCACCAAGCAGGCCUUUAUGGUAGAGUGGCCAGAUGGAAGCUACUCUCAGUAAAAGACACAUGACAGCCUGCAUGGAGUUUGCCAAAAGGCACCUAAAGGACUCUCAGACCAUGAGAAACACGAUUCUCUAGUCUGAUGAAACCAAGAUUGAACUCUUUGGCCAGAAUGCCAAGCGUCACGUCUGGAGGAAACCUGGCACCAUCCCUACGGUGAAGCAUGGUGGUGGCAGCAUCAUUCUGUGGGGCUGUUUUUCAGUGUUAGGGACUGGGAGACUAGUCAGGAUCAAGGGAGAGAUGGAUGGAGCAUAGUACAGAGAGAUCCUUGAUGAAAACCUGCUCCAGAGUGCUCAGGACCUCAGACUGGGGCGAAGGUCAACCUUCCAAAAGGACAACGACCCUAAGCACACAGCCAAGACAACAUAGCAGUGGCUUCGUUACAAGUCUUUGAAUGUCCUUCAGUGGCCCAGCCGGAGCCCAGACUUGAGCCCAAUCGAACAUCUCUGGAGAGACCUGAAAAUAGUUGUGCAGUGACGCUCCCCAUCCAACCUGACAGAGCUUGAGAGGAUCUGCAGAGAAGAAUAGGAGAAACUCCCCAAAUACAGGUGUGCCAAGCUUGUAGCGUCAUACCCAAGAAGAGUUGAGGCUGUAAUCGCUGCCAUAGGUGCUUCAACAAAGUACUGAGUAAAGGUUCUGAAUACUUAUGUAAAUGUGAUAUUUCCAUUUUAUUUGUAUGUAUUUUUUUGCAAAAAUUUCGAACAACCUGUUUUUACUUUUUCAUUAUGGGCUAUUGUGUGUAGAAAACUAUUUAAUCCAUUUUAGAAUAAGAAAAAAGUCAAGGGGUCUGAAUAAUUUCCGAAUGCACUGAAUACACAGAAAAUAAAGCUGCUGAAGUUGAAGGUGACCUGUGUCUCUGGGUUGUUAGCCACCAGGUUCAUGGCGUACCACACAGCCCUGACCACCUCCAAGGAGUUCACUGCAGCGCUAAAGAUAGCCAGAGAGCUGGCCCACAACAUCACCCUCAGCAUGAGAGCCAUACCUGGCACAUCACCAGACUUUGAGGUCUUCCCCUACACGUAUGUUAGCUCAGCGUCCUCCUCCAUUCUUCUCUUCAUUUUCUCCUCUUCUCACGUCUUUCCUUACACAUACACCUCUUCCUCCUUUCCCCUCUGGGAGAUGCUGUGCUAAGCAUCAGUUAAUCAGACUAUCCUCCUCCUCUCCUUUCCAGGGUGACCUAUGUGUUCUAUGAGCAGUACCUGACCAUCGUGUCUGAGGGACUGUUUAACAUCUCCCUGUGCCUACUACCAACCUUCGUGGUGUGCUGUCUGUUGCUGGGCAUGGACCUGCGCUCCGGCGCUCUCAACCUCCUCACCAUCAUCAUGAUCACCGUGGAUACCGUGGGCGUCAUGACACUGUGGGGCAUCGACUACAACGCCGUGGCUCUUAUCAACCUGGUCACGGUAUGGAACCAUAGCACUACUUGUGUUGGUGUGGGUGAAACUUCUUGCAAUGUGUCUCACCUUCAGCACCAGUUUGAAACCUCAUACAUCUUAACCUGUUUGUACACGUGCUAUAGAUAGUGUCCCCUAUUUUUAUAUCCUGAAAUGGGCUAUAAGCUCAAAGACAAAGGAAGCAAAUGUCCCCACCCAAGCGGCACUUGACAUAAGCAAACAUGCGUUUUACACACUAACCCUUCCCCUUCUCUCUCUCUGGUCUGCAGGCGGUUGGUAUCUCUGUGGAGUUUGUAUCUCACAUGACACGUUCCUUUGCCAUGAGCAUCCAGCCUACACAUGUAGAGAGAGCCAAGGAGGCUACUGCUACUAUGGGCAGUGCGGUGAGUUCAAGUGCCAGACCAUUCAAUCACUAUACAGCCAUUAGAUAUAUAACCAUGUUAUAAUCACAUAGAUAUAUGUGGACACUUAAUGGACUAUUUGUUAUACUGAAUGUAUGUUUGUCCCUGUGUGGUUCUACAGGUGUUUGCUGGCGUUGCCAUGACGAACCUGCCUGGAAUAGUGGUGUUGGCAUUUGCCAAAGCCCAGCUCAUCCAGAUCUUCUUCUUCCGUUUAAACCUGGUUAUCACUCUGCUGGGCAUGGCCCACGGUCUUAUAUUCCUACCCGUGCUGCUCAGCUACUUUGGUGAGAGAGUGUGUGUGUGUGUGCGCGCGUGUGUGCGUGUCAACCAACAGAUUAGUCACUAUAUUAAGGUUUUCACUCAGACUUUUUUGGACUAAUACCUUUUUCCCAAUCCUGUGUGUCUCUCAGGUCCUGGAGUGAAUAAAGCAGUGUUGCUACGGAUACAGCAGGCCAAGGCCCAGGAGCUGGAGCUGAGUAGCAACGCCAUGCACAUCUAUGACAACAUCAGCUACGAAGACCAGGAGAAGAGCCCCAACCUAGACACCACCCCCAUCACCCCGUACGAAUCCCACACCUAUGAGGAGCUAGAAAAUGUUGCGGUAGAAGACACAAUAUCCCCCCCAGAGACAAUCUCUGAGGAACAGCUGGAGAAAAUGGCGAGAGUGGACCAUUUCUGAACACCACCACCUAACCAACAAACAAACUGAGUUUAGUCUGUUUCCAGUUCAUCUACAUAUACCUCCGUAACCAUAGGAACCACAAGAGCCGAAGCAAUGACAAUAUAUGUGGCAAAGAAGGGUCUAAUAGAGAUUCUAUAUAUUGAGUCAUAUGUGCAGAUCUUUAUCUAUGGCACUAGUCGCAAUGUCCUCUUAUUGUUAUUUUUUGUAAUUAUUUUUACAAUGACGGCCUACCCCGGC
This is a messenger RNA of Coregonus sp. 'balchen', 18542 nucleotides long. NCBI's taxonomy places the organism in Eukaryota, Metazoa, Chordata, Actinopteri, Salmoniformes, Salmonidae. The record is from the annotation of a GenBank genome assembly.